Messenger RNA from Lachancea mirantina, 585 nucleotides. NCBI's taxonomy places the organism in Eukaryota, Fungi, Ascomycota, Saccharomycetes, Saccharomycetales, Saccharomycetaceae. The record is from the annotation of a GenBank genome assembly.
AUGACUAGCGCCCACUCCCAUGUAACUAAUGAAAAAACCUCUCUGUCUGACACCGAGCUGAAGUUGCCCAGACAGAUUUUCAAGCGCCGCAUCCAACACGAAUGGGCGGAGAGAAAGGUUCUGAUGAUCUCACGGUUGUUGCUAUAUGUGGCUUCUUUAAGUUUACUCAUUUACAGCGCGGCUGUGGAUAAUUUUGCGAUGAUGCUACCAUCUUACUUUGGCAUCGCCCUGUUCGUUUUUGCUGGUAUCUUCUUCAGCCCCUACAGAGCAUUAACCGUUCACGACAAGAUGCUCUUCAUGGAAGAAGUUCUCGAGGUGAAUCCCAGACUGGAUAUGGAAAAAUGGGAUGUUGUUGCCGCUCAAAGCAAUCACGCCAUGUUCGCGGAAGGUUCGCGUAAGAAUCCUUACUUUUUUUUCGAUGGUGAGUCCUGCCACCAGCUUUUCCAAACAUUUGUGAACUCUUACGCUAAGGAAAUGAAGGUGGAUCAAGGACAAGAACCAAGAGGAAACAUCGUGGAACAAGCCGCUACUUACCAUUUGCAGAAGCUAACCGAGAAAUGGACUCAGAUGAGUAACAACCAGUGA